Messenger RNA from Periconia digitata, 777 nucleotides. The record is from the annotation of a GenBank genome assembly. Lineage: Eukaryota; Fungi; Ascomycota; Dothideomycetes; Pleosporales; Periconiaceae.
AUGUCUACCAACUACGUCGAACCGGAUGCACUCGUGCACUCGAGCGAUCCUCAGCAUCCCGCAAACCACAUUUGCACGCUAUGCGCCAAAUUCUACAACUUGGGCUGGGUCACAGGCACCGGCGGUGGAACAAGUAUCCGCCACGAAGACAAAAUCUACAUUGCGCCGAGCGGGGUGCAGAAGGAGCUCAUGCAGCCAACGGAUAUGUUUGUCAUGGACUUUGCGACAAAAGAGUACCUUCGGAAACCUCAGUUCCAUAAACCCUCGGCAUGUACGCCCCUCUUCUACGCGGCCUUCACGCGCGGCGCCGGCUGCUGCAUCCACACCCACUCGCAAUGGGCUGUCCUCGUUACGCUGCUCGUUGAGCGCGAGUUCGGAAAAGACGCUUGCUUCGAGAUUGAGUGUAUUGAGCAGAUCAAGGGGAUACCGAAGGGACGGGGGAAGACAGGGAAUCUGGGGUACUAUGAUACGUUGAAGAUUCCGAUCAUUGAAAAUACUGCGCAGUAUGUUUCUCUUCCCCCUUUCUUCUUGGACAUCAUGCUGGACUGUUCACGCAUUCCAGACGCAAUGAAACGUGAGGAGGACCUGACGUCGAGCCUGGAAGAAGCCAUGGAGAAGUAUCCAGACUCCUACGCUGUCUUGGUCCGGAGACACGGCAUUUAUGUCUGGGGCGACAACGUGCACAAAGCCAAAACGCAGUGUGAGAGCAUCGAUUAUAUCCUCCAACUCGCCGUCGAGAUGAAGAAACUUAAUUUACCAUGGACAUCACCCAAAUAA